Hirundo rustica (Barn swallow) is the source of this 1076-nucleotide messenger RNA. Its product is annotated as CLK4-associating serine/arginine rich protein-like. Lineage: Eukaryota; Metazoa; Chordata; Aves; Passeriformes; Hirundinidae. The record is from RefSeq and is a predicted model, not a curated record. The transcript has 10 exons. The annotation marks the transcript as partial.
ACCACGCCUCACGUCACCACGCAAACCACGCCUCACGUCACCACGCAAACCACGCCCCGUUCCCCGCUUCUCGUUCCCUUCCGCUUCUUUGGUCACUUCCGCUUCCGAGUGGCGCCGAGCGCGGAACCUCCUCCUCCUUUUCCCUCUCCUCCUUUUCCCUCUCCUCCUCCUCCUCCCCUGCUCUCCUCCUUUCCGGAAGGUUCCGGCGCGGGGAUGUGGCACGAGGCGCGGAAGCACGAGCGCAAGCUCCGGGGGAUGAUGGUGGAUUACAAGAAACGCGCCGAGAGGCGCCGCGAGUACUACGAGAAAAUCAAAAAGGACCCGGCGCAGUUCCUGCAGGUGCACGGCCGCGCCUGCAAAGUUCACCUGGAUUCCGCCGUGGCCUUGGCAGCCGAGAGCCCCGUCAACAUGAUGCCCUGGCAGGGGGACACCAACAACAUGAUCGACAGGUUCGACGUCCGCGCUCACCUGGAUUUCAUCCCCAUGUACACCCCGGCCCUGCUCAGCCCCACCUCACCGGAGCAGGAGUCGGACGAGCGCAAAUGCAACUACGAGCGGUACCGGGGCCUGGUGCAGAAUGACUUCGCCGGCAUCUCGGAGGAGCAGUGCCUGUACCAGAUCUACAUCGACGAACUCUACGGCGGCCUCCAGAAACCCAACGAGGACGAGAAGAAAAAGCUGGCGGAAAAAAAGGCUUCCAUAGGCUACACCUACGAGGACAGCACCGUGGAGGAGCUGGAAAAUUCCCUGGAAAAGCGACCGGGGGACGAGGAGGACUCCGAGGAAGAUUCCAACACGGACGAGGACGAAGCGAUCCCGGAUAUCGACGUGGAAGUGGACGUGGAUGAGCUGAACCAGGAGCAAGUGGCCGACCUGAACAAACAGGCCACGACCUACGGCAUGGCCGAGGGGGAUUUCGUCAGGAUGCUGAGGAAGGACAAGGAAGAGGCCGAAGCCAUCAAAAACGCCAAGGCCUUGGAGGAGGAGAAGGCCAUGUACUCGGGCCGCCGCUCCCGCCGGCAGCGCCGGGAAUUCCGGGAGAAGCGGCUGAAAGGGCGGAAAAUCAGCCCCCCGAG